Setaria italica (foxtail millet) is the source of this 3007-nucleotide messenger RNA. RefSeq lists its product as uncharacterized. The record is from RefSeq and is a predicted model, not a curated record. NCBI's taxonomy places the organism in Eukaryota, Viridiplantae, Streptophyta, Magnoliopsida, Poales, Poaceae. The transcript has 2 exons. Bases 2072 to 2725 code for a protein of 217 amino acids.
GUCAAUAUUUGGACAAUAAUUCAUAAAUACAAACGAAACGCUACACUGUGCUACAGUGCUGGUACAGUAAUUUUACAUCUUCAAAGUUGGGCAACUAAGGCCUGAAUCAAGGGGCGGGUGGGGCGCUGCAGGCCCCGCUUUGAUCUGGUCGAGCUGGCGAGUCAUGGCUGUUGGCUGAGGUCGGGCGGCGGGCCGUUUCCAGUAUCGUCUGGGCCGUUUCCAGUAUGCUCGUGGCUGUUGGGCCUUUGGCAUUUGGCGGCUGGUCGCCUCGGUACCCUGCUACAGUAACCCGUCACGCAGCACCCAGCGCCGGCAGAUCCCUCCUCUCCCUGCGGCGGCGCAUCUCUUCCUCGCGCAGCCGCAGCCGCCGCCGCGACCGUCCCCGUCGCCAGUGGCCGCGCAGAUCGACCCGGAGCUGCCGCGCCCCGCAGCUGGGAAUCACGGGUUUGCCACCCGCCAUGGCCGCCGCCGCUCUGAGCUCAUGCGCCGAGCUCCGGCCGUCUCCGUCCAAUAGCCGCCACCCACCGCACCCUGACCUCCCCAACCUCUCCUCUACGAGCGCCUGCGGCCACAGGGCCGGGGAUUUCAAAUCCCGCGGUCGCCCGUGGUCCUCCCGGCCCCGCCAAGACCUCACCGUCGACGGCACCCCUCCGGCCAUCAUCUUCACCAGCUGACCCCACAAACCGCACGCUGGUAACCCCUCCACCCCGAGCUCGCCUCCUCCGCCCGUACCCCGCACCGCCGGUCCGCCGGAACGCGGCCUUGCCGCUGUGGACGCGCUCAGAGAGCCGCCCCGCUCGCCGCUCGCCGCCUAUGGCCCGAUUCCCACGACCACAACAAGCUCCGUAGACGCGCCUUGUCUCACUGAUGCUCGCAGUGAUGUCCCCGUCGCCGGCGAGCCGCCGCCGGAGAAGUACCCGCUGACCCAGGAAACUGCAGAGAAGAAGGGAGGGAGAAAGAAAGCUGUAGAGAAGAAGUCCGCUCGCGGGGCCUGAUGACUGCCUGAGCACAAGCAGGGGAGCUCCACUUCUCCUCUGACUCGUGCCGGCGGCGGCACAACCGGUGGACGCCGGUGCCGCACCUUGCCCGUCAUCUCCCCUAGGUAGCUCGCUCCUGUCACUGCUUUGGCGAUGUGAGAGAGAUGCUUGAACUAGAAGAGAUAAGAAUGCCUGAACGGAUAAGAACAAACGAAGAGAUAAAGAUACAAUAGUCUUGUAAAAAAAAAGAAAAUUGACUGGACGUGCUAAAGAGGCCCGUGCAGCACAUUUAAAAAAAGAUAAUGUUAAUUAAUCUACCAUUAAGAACUAUUGUGUUUUUUCACUUUUUUCAGUCCCAUGAUUAAAAUUCCUUCGAUCGAAACACAUCUUCCAUCUAUUCCUACAGUUUUCCAUAAUGGCUGAUGCAAAACUUAAAAAAAUUAAAUUUUCUUUUGUAAAAUGUCAUUUAAAAAUCACGAUCAAUAUGCAUACCAACAGUCCCUCAGAUCUUUAGAGCAUUAUAGACCUUUCUUACAAAACUCAUAAUUUUAUAGCUGUUUGAACCAAACAACUUUUAGUUUUCUCACAAUCCACAACAGCUUCUCCCCAAACCUUUAGGAGCAUUACAUGCAUUUUUUACAAAACUUACAGUUUUACAGCUAUUUCAACCAAACAACGUUUUCUCAUAAUCCACAACAACUUCUCCUUCUCUACAGUGCACAGGAGCUUUUUCACAGCUCACGUGUUUUUCAGUUUAGUAGUGUUCCGGAACAAAUAAAGACGAUCAUCUAUGUAAUUUGUGUCGUCGAUCGCUAAAAUUUUUCUAUGACGAGCGCUUUACUUUGUCGCCUGCCUCGGUCGAAUCAUCGAAUGGUAUUGCUCGUGUUCCAGAAGAACCUUGGCGAUUUUGUCCAAGAGGCGUGCCGUUUAUCCCAAUAAACCCACGUCACAGAAAACAUCGUUAUAAUUAGCAAAAGCAUCUAGUUUAACUCGCACAGCUAGCUUUAAUUUGUUGUUCUCGUCACCGUCGAGCGAUUGAUCCUUCACAAAUCACGCAAGUCCCCGACGAUUUUAAGGAGCAGAGCGAUGCUAUCAUGGUGGAGGGACAUGUGGCCGUGAUAUGCCUCGCGGUGGCCGCGCUCGCCCUCGCCGCCGCCGCGAUGGGGAUCGUCGGCGAGGCUACCAAGUCCAAGGCAAUAACGCGCACACGAGUCACGACGCAUCCGUGCACGAUGAGUAAUCGCAGACUGACUGACCUGGCGGUGGUGCAGUCUUUUGUCAGGUACGACGGGGCCAGCUGCGUGUACCGGAGGACGCCGGCGUUCGGGUGCGGCGUCGCGGCGGCGUCCUCGCUGCUGACGGGCCAGGUCGUCCUCACCGCCGCCGCCGGCUGCUGGGGCCGAUGCAGGACCCGGCCCGACGGCCGCCGCGCCGCCGUCGUCUGCUCAUCUCUGCUGUCAUGGUUUCUGGCGGUGCUGGCGGCGAGCGCGUUCCUCGUCGGCGCUUUGAGGAACCAGAGCGGAGAGCGGCGGCCGAGAGAGGGCAUCGCCUCCACCUACUACAGGUGCACCGUCCUCGUGGCCGGGGUGUUCGCCGGCGGCUCAUUCCUCGCCGUUGCCGCGGCGGUCGUCGGGAUCGCCUCCUACGUCGCCCUUGAGGCGGUGGCGGGCUCCGGUCCGCCGCGACCGCGAGCGCCACCAGUAUGGUCCCAGCCUGAUGACUCUCGUCAAGGUUGUCCUGAAUCCUGAUGCUUGUGCUGCGUGCGGAUCAACCAACCAAGGAUCAUGCUGGGACAGUUCCCUGAAGAGAGAAGGGAACUGCCACCUCUGUGUGUUUUCAAAAGGGGACUAGGCAUAUCGAUCACACUGCUAGAAUCUGGUUUGCGCAAUCUCAUUGGCAGCAAGAGCAGUGAAUGCAUGUGUGAGAGAUGGCUUACUAGCAAUGUUUGCAUCUCAUCGACAGAGAGUGUAGUUCAUCUCAGGUUGUAUAAUGACCCCAAUUUACUGAUAAUACACUUGUAUAUUUUGUUU